Beta vulgaris subsp. vulgaris (sugar beet) is the source of this 3962-nucleotide messenger RNA. RefSeq names its product ATP-dependent RNA helicase DEAH13. NCBI's taxonomy places the organism in Eukaryota, Viridiplantae, Streptophyta, Magnoliopsida, Caryophyllales, Amaranthaceae. Gene Ontology annotation, molecular function: ATP binding; RNA binding. The coding region runs from base 259 to 3633 and encodes 1124 amino acids. The record is from RefSeq and is a predicted model, not a curated record. Gene Ontology annotation, biological process: maturation of SSU-rRNA from tricistronic rRNA transcript (SSU-rRNA, 5.8S rRNA, LSU-rRNA). Gene Ontology annotation, cellular component: nucleolus; intracellular anatomical structure. The transcript has 7 exons.
UUGAAAAAAACCACGCUGAUGAGAGAGACUGAGGAAGAGAGAUUGAGAGAAACCCAAAACUCGGCGGCGGAGAGACGACGACGUCGACCGUACAUUCGCACUCGUCGGAGCAGACGACGACGAUUGGUGAGGAAGAGGAGUCACGAAGAGGAAGCGACUCUGCGAGCCUGCGUUUUAGUUUAAGUUUUUUUAAAAGAAAUUAGAUAGUUGAGACCAUACCCCGCUGUAUAAGCAGACAUUGGGCUUCCUGAUUGAGCAAUGGAUGAUGAAGUAAAUUAUGAGACCAGAGUUGAUACUUACACAACAAAUAGUGUAGGUGAUAGUCCUUUCCCAGGAUGUGAAAAUGUUACUACUCUCAUACAUGUUUCACGACCAAAAGAUGUGGAAAGCGGGCGAAUGGAGCUUCCAAUAAUUAUGAAGGAGCAGGAAAUAAUGGAAACUAUAAACAAUAAUGUUACUGUGAUUAUCUCUGGAGGGACUGGGUGUGGCAAGACCACUCAAAUUCCUCAGUUUCUUUAUGAAGCUGGCUAUGGUUCAGGAAAAUGCCCUAUGAGAAGUGGUAUUAUAGGUAUAACCCAACCUCGUCGUGUUGCUGUGCUCUCUACAGCAAAACGAGUAGCAUUUGAGCUUGGACUACAACUUGGUAAGGAGGUUGGCUAUCAAGUCAGGCACGACAGAAGCGUUGGAGAUAACUGCUCCAUCAAAUUUAUGACUGAUGGGAUUCUGCUUCAAGAACUGAAGAGUGAUUUUAUGUUGAGGCAUUACUCUGUCAUAAUUUUGGAUGAGGCUCAUGAAAGGAGUUUAAACACAGACAUACUUGUUGGGAUGCUUUCUCGUGCUGUUAAGUUUCGCCAGGAAGAAGCUGAGAAACAGCAGCAAGAUGGAAUAGAAAAAUAUAAGCCUAAUGAUAGAAUAUAUCCUAUAAAGUUGAUCUUGAUGAGUGCUACCUUGCGGGUUGAGGAUUUCACUUCAGGGAAACGGAUAUUCCCUUUAUCCCCGCCAGUUAUAAACAUCCCAGGAAAUCAGUUUCCUGUGACAAAACAUUUCUUAAAGAAAACAGAGCUCAUAGACUAUAUUGGUGAAGCUUAUAAGAAAGUAUUAAAAAUUCACAAGCUGCUACCUCCAGGUGGCAUAUUGGUGUUUGUUACUGGCCAAAGGGAAGUAAAGCUUUUAUGCCAUAUGCUUCGUCAAGCUUCGAUGAAAUUUGUAUCCAGAAGUUCUGAGGUUAAUGAAGAGUCUGAGGCAACUAAAGUGACUGGCACGGUUGUAAUCGGUGGGUAUAACUUGAAAAAUAGUGAUGAAGUCCUUAAUACUGUUUCAAGCUCCAAUAAUAAACAACAAAUGGACAGGUUCAGUUGCUAUGAUGAAUGUCGGGAUAAAUUAGACAAAAACGAGGCGUAUUUUGCUCUCACUUCGGAGGAAGAUAGUGAAUCAGAUAUUGGAAGUGAUUUCGAAGAUGAUGGAUCAGACAAUGGGGAUGCAUAUUUUGCCGUUAGUUCUGGGGAAGAUAGUGAAUUGGAUAUUGGAAGUGAUUUUGAAGUUCACAAGUCUUGUAAAGUAGCUAAUAACAUUGUUGAUAUUACUGAAGCUGUGAAUUCUGAAUCAUUGAGGGCUGCUUUUGAGAAUUUGACAGAAAAGAGUGCUUCAUCAUCAGAUUACAACAGAAACGAGAAAAUUUCUGCAACCCAGGAUGUUUGCUCUUGUCAGCCUUCCAGCUUGACUAAGCAAAACGCAGAUAGAAAGGGUCCUCUCAUUGGUCCAUUAGAUGUUUUGCCUCUUUAUGCUAAGCUUCCAGAAGCAGCUCAGCUUCGUGUGUUUGAGAAAAUUAAGGAAGGGGAGCGUCGAGUUGUUGUUGCUACCAAUGUUGCUGAGACCUCUUUGACAAUCCCUGGGAUACAAUAUGUGGUUGACACUGGAAGGGAAAAAGUGAAGGAGUAUAAUCCAUCUAAUGGUGUUGAAUCAUAUAGAAUUAAGUGGACAAGUAAGGCAUCAGCUUCUCAACGUGCUGGAAGAGCAGGAAGGACAGGACCUGGUCAUUGUUAUUGCCUCUAUUCUUCUGCAGCCUUUACUAAUCUGUUUCCAGACUUUUCAACUCCCGAUAUCUUGAAAAUGCCUCUUGAUUAUGCUGUUCUCCUUUUGAAAUCUAUGGGAAUCGGAAAGGUUGCAAAAUUCCCAUUCCCAACCCCUCCAGAUGCUGAAGCGUUAGGGGAAGCACAGAGUCGCUUAAUGUAUCUUGGAGCAUUGGAUAGUAAGUGUAGGGUGACACCUUUGGGCAAGACAAUGGCUCAGUAUCCAAUAAGCCCACGACAUUCGAGAUUGCUCCUGCAGGCCAUACAGUUGUCGAAAGAAAAGAGGGGUUCUGUACGACCAAAUCUGGUUCUGGGUUAUGCAGUGGCUGCAGCUACCGCCUUGAGCGUUGACAGUCCUUAUUCAUUUAGGUAUGAAGGAAGUCAAACCAAUACUGAGGACCAGGAUAAGGAACAUGAAUCUGGUUUUUUGGGAAGCCAGAAAAGCAGAGACCAGCAUGCUAAAUCAAUGAUGAAACAAAUGAGAGAAUCUGCUAACUGUUGUUCUGCAACAUUUGCCAAGCCUAAGAGUGAUGCUUUGACAGUAGCUUAUACCUUACAGCUUUUUGAGCAGUCUAGGAACAGAACUCAAUUCUGCAAAGAAAACACACUGAACCUUAAAAUUAUGGUAGAAUUGUCCAAGCUGAGAAAGCAACUACUAAAUAUAGUCUUCAAAGAGAGAAAUCAAAGGGUGCAGCCAGAGUUUUCAUGGUCUCAUGGAACCAUAAAAGACGUCGAAGAUAAUUGGGCAGUAGCUUCUGAUAAGUAUCCCCUCUCUCAAAAGGAGGAGAACAUCUUGUGCGAAGCUAUAUGUGCUGGUUGGAUAGAUAUGGUUGCCAAGCGCACAAGCGCCAGGGAAUCAUCAGACGGAGAUAGAAAAGUCAAUGCCAUUCGCUAUCAGGCAUCAUCGAUGGCUAAAGGAACAGUUUUUCUUGGUCACUGGUCAUCUGUCCAUGAAGCACCUCCUGAGUUUUUGGUGUAUCAUGAGUUGAAUUGCACGAAACGGCCAUACAUUUACAGAGCAACGAGUGUGAAUCCAGAGUGGCUGGCGAAACUUUCUGGGCCUUUAUUAUGCAAAUAUUUAGCACCUUCGACAAAUCAAAAACCUGUUUACGACCCUCAUUGUGAUCAGGUAUUCAAUCAUGUGAUUCCAUAUUUCUGUCGUCACAUGUGGGAACUCCCGCCGGACAAAGUGCCAAUAGAAGAUGAUGAAGAACGUACUAAAGUCUUUGCCUAUGCUUUGCUUGAUGGUCAAGUCCUACCUUGCUUAAAAAUUGUGAAGAAUGUAUUAGUAAGCUUGCCGAGCAUCAUAUUGAAGCCAGAAGCAUUGGGUCAGAAACGAGUGAGCAAUCUUAUAAGCAAGUUGAGGGGUAGAACAAUUGAUAGCUUUGCUGAGCUGAAAGAAGCAUGGAAAGAAGAUUCGCUAUAUUUGUAUCUGGAAUUGCUCGACUUUUUUAAGAAAGAUUCGCGCUUGCUGUUUGAUAAGUUGUGGGGAAUUAUGCAUAAAGAAGCUUUCUCGGUACCUCAGGGUAGAACCAGGAAAAGGAAGCGCGGUAAUAGGGGUUGAUUUUCCAGAUGUUUUGGCCAUUUUAAUCUAUUUCACAUUAUAAGUACCUGGUAAAUAAAAUUUUCAUUACAGUUUGAGAGAAUCUUUAAAAUUCCUCUCAAUACAUAAAGAAAUAUAUAGUCAUGUAGGGUCUUGUUAGAUUCGUUUUAACUAAUACUAUAAAAAUUUCAAAUUUUUACAUAUACACAACUAGAGUUAUUAGACAAAGAAAAUGUGCCUUUGUAAACGUGUAAAAAGCAAAUGUAUCAAACAAUUUGAAACAGAUGGUGUAGUUUUCUACUGGGAUAUGUUUAAUAUAGUUGAGGGCAUUUUUUGUCUUAGUUUAACAA